Abrus precatorius (Indian licorice) is the source of this 2325-nucleotide messenger RNA. Its product is annotated as probable inactive receptor kinase RLK902. Bases 100 to 2073 code for a protein of 657 amino acids. Gene Ontology annotation, molecular function: protein kinase activity; protein binding; ATP binding. Gene Ontology annotation, biological process: protein phosphorylation. NCBI's taxonomy places the organism in Eukaryota, Viridiplantae, Streptophyta, Magnoliopsida, Fabales, Fabaceae. The transcript has 2 exons. The record is from RefSeq and is a predicted model, not a curated record.
UGAACUCCUAAUAACCCCACUUCCGAACCCAAACCACAGUAGCCAUUAGCGUUGCGUGUUGUGUGUGAGCAUUCCCCGUUCACCAUUCAGCAUUCAACAAUGCUGCCUCACAAACGCACUCUGCUGCUUCUAGCGGCUACACUCGCGCUCACGCUUUUAGCCGAAGCAGAUCUGGCUUCCGAGCGAGCCGCAUUGUUGGCUCUGCGCUCAGCCGUGAGGGGUCGAACACUCUUCUGGAACGCCACCAAUCAGAGCCCCUGCAACUGGGCGGGGGUCCAGUGCGAGCACGACCACGUCGUCGAGCUGCACCUCCCCGGCGUCGCGCUUUCCGGGCAAAUCCCCGCCGGAAUAUUCGGAAACCUGACUCAGCUUCGAACCUUGAGCCUCCGUUUCAACGCCCUCACGGGUCCCCUUCCUUCAGAUCUGGCCUCCUGCGUCAACCUCCGCAACCUUUACUUGCAGCGCAACUUGUUCAGCGGCCAAAUCCCAACCUUCCUUUUCGACUUACCCGACUUGGUUCGUCUCAACAUGGGCUUCAACAACUUCUCCGGCCCAUUUCCGACGGCCUUCAACAACCUUACACGGUUGAAAACCCUCAUCCUCCAAAACAACCAAAUCUCGGGCUCAAUCCCCGACUUGAACAAACUCAGCCUCGACCAGUUCAGCGUCUCCAACAACCUCCUCAACGGCUCAGUGCCUCUCAAGCUUCGCACAUUUCCUAAAGAUUCCUUUCUCGGUAACUCCCUCUGUGGCUCACCACUCUCUCCCUGUGCCGGAGAUGGAACUUCUCCUACUUCUCCCUUGGCCGUUGACAAUAACGAAAACGGCCAGAAGAAGAAGAAGAAGCUGUCUGGUGGUGCCAUUGCUGGAAUCGUUAUUGGAUCCGUCGUGUGUCUUCUGUUGGUUGCGUUCGUUUUGAUCCUUGCGUGCAGGAACAAGAGUGAUAAAAAAACCAGCGCGGUUGAUGUUGCUGCUCUGAAGCAUCCUGAAUCCCAAGUUCUUGCGGAGAAGAGUGUUUCCGACGUCGAGAAUGGGGGUCACGGGAAUGGACACUCUGUGGCUGCUGCGGCGGCUGCGGCGAUUGUGAGCAGCGUCGGCGGGGGUGGGAACAAGGCGGAGGCCAACGGCGGGGGAGCGAAGAAGUUGGUGUUUUUUGGGAAUUCGGCGAGGGCGUUUGAUCUGGAGGAUUUGCUUAGGGCUUCGGCGGAGGUUUUGGGGAAAGGGACAUUCGGGACGGCGUAUAAGGCGGUUUUGGAGGCGGGGCCGGUGGUGGCUGUGAAGAGAUUGAAGGAUGUGACGAUUUCCGAGAAGGAGUUCAAGGAGAAGAUUGAAACGGUGGGAGCAAUGGAUCAUGAGAAUUUGGUCCCUCUCAGGGCUUACUAUUUCAGCAGGGAUGAGAAGCUCCUUGUCUAUGAUUACAUGCCCGUCGGAAGCUUGUCUGCACUUUUGCAUGGUAACAAAGGAGCGGGUAGGACGCCACUGAAUUGGGAAGUCAGGUCAGGCAUCGCACUUGGAGCUGCCCGUGGCAUUGAGUACCUACAUUUGCAAGGGCCUAAUGUUUCUCAUGGAAAUAUAAAGUCAUCGAACAUCCUCUUAACCAAAUCCUACGAUGCCAGAGUAUCUGAUUUUGGCCUUGCACACCUUGUUGGUCCCUCCUCUACACCCAACCGUGUUGCUGGUUACCGUGCGCCUGAGGUAACUGAUCCUCGCAAAGUAUCUCAAAAGGCAGAUGUCUACAGCUUUGGCGUAUUGCUCUUGGAACUUCUGACUGGGAAGGCACCUACUCAUGCUCUCCUAAAUGAGGAAGGAGUAGACCUGCCCAGAUGGGUUCAAUCCGUGGUCAGAGAAGAGUGGACUUCUGAGGUCUUUGAUCUUGAGCUCCUUAGGUACCAGAAUGUUGAAGAGGAGAUGGUUCAGUUGUUGCAACUUGCAGUGGAUUGUGCAGCACAAUACCCGGACAAGCGCCCUUCAAUGUCUGAAGUGGCACGGACAAUAGAAGAGUUGUGCCGGUCCAGCUUGAAAGAGGACCAAGACCAAAUCCAACAUGACCCGAUCAAUGACUUAGAAUUAUAGAAGAUGUAUCUUCUCAAUGAGUUUGCUCUGCAUUUGCCACCGUCUUACACGGUGGACUUUGCUUUAUCACAGUCAGAGCCCAUAUUUUACUUGCUAAAUCCUGUGCGUAUGUUGUAUUGUGUAGCUUGGGCCUCAAAUUUCGUUGGCACCAAACUUUGAAUUUCUUCAGUUCUUUUCUCCUCAAAUCCCCAUUGUGCCAUGUUCCCUUUUUCUUCCCAAUUAAAAUACCUUGGGGGGAGUGGAUAUCUGUUC